Messenger RNA from Pogoniulus pusillus (Red-fronted tinkerbird), 1063 nucleotides. RefSeq names its product chibby 1, beta catenin antagonist (gene CBY1). The transcript has 4 exons. The record is from RefSeq and is a predicted model, not a curated record. Bases 12 to 392 code for a protein of 126 amino acids. NCBI's taxonomy places the organism in Eukaryota, Metazoa, Chordata, Aves, Piciformes, Lybiidae.
AACAACGCGUGAUGCCCCUCUUCGGGAGCACCUUCAGCCCCAAGAAAACCCCCCCCAGGAAAUGCGCCUCUCUCUCCAACCUGCACAUGCUGGAUAGAUCGAUCCGUGAGAUUGAGCUGGGCCUGGAGUAUGGCACCCCCUCCGUGAACCUUGCUGGCCACAGCCUCAAGUUUGAAAACGGCCAGUGGGUGGCAGAAUCAGGAAGCUUCACCGGGGAUCACAGAGAAAUGCAGCGCUUACGCAAACGAAACCAACAGCUACAGGAAGAAAAUAACCUGCUGAGGCUGAAGGUGGAUAUUCUCCUGGACAUGCUCUCUGAGACCACAGCUGAGUCCCACCUGAUGGAGAAGGAACUGGAGGAAUUGAAGAACCACAGCCGCAGAAGGAAGUGAAGAAAAUGAGUUGGUUGGAGGAGAGGAAAGCAAGGAGGCUGGCUCUGAGCCUUGGCUGCCCACACUCAUGGGAUCCCAGGGCUCGCUCAAGUCUCCUAGCUGUGCUGGUGUUACGAAUAAGGGGGAAUAAAGCAAGAAAUUAAUAAUAUAGUAAUAAUAAGAUAUCAUUGUAAUAUAUUAAUAUCAAUAUAUUAUAAUGAUAUGUUAUUAAUAAUAAUAUAUUGUAUGUAUGGCCACAGUUGGUAUUGUCUGUAGGUACAUCCUUCCAUGGGACCAUGAAUAAGAAGUUACCUCUGGUGCUGUGUGGUGCAGUUGGUACUCUGUCACAGCAGUUUUGGCACCCAAACAAGUCACACCGUGGCACUGUUAACGCAUUUUUCUCAGAGCACUUUACCUCAUUACGUUUCCUCACUGCAGCCCAGUCAUAGGUACCCUCUUUCCUAAGGCAACCUGGCAACAGGUGCUGGACAAUGUCCACUUCUUGAGUGGGCCCUUCCCUACCCGGUGACUUUAAAAACCAGGAUGUCCUGCCCCCUCCUUUCUAAAUCUGUCCCCUCAAGACAGCCUGGGUGGGUUUGUGUAAGCUUUGCUGCUUGCCCCUGGUGAGCAGGAUGGGUGUGUUGCUUGUUCUCAAGAGGUUUACAUACUUUAUAUAAAAACUUACAUUUCAA